Penicillium macrosclerotiorum is the source of this 846-nucleotide messenger RNA. RefSeq names its product putative L-cystine transporter. The coding region runs from base 1 to 846 and encodes 281 amino acids. The transcript has 3 exons. The record is from RefSeq and is a predicted model, not a curated record. Gene Ontology annotation, molecular function: L-cystine transmembrane transporter activity. NCBI's taxonomy places the organism in Eukaryota, Fungi, Ascomycota, Eurotiomycetes, Eurotiales, Aspergillaceae. Gene Ontology annotation, biological process: L-cystine transport. Gene Ontology annotation, cellular component: vacuolar membrane; fungal-type vacuole.
AUGGUUUCGUCCCAAACAGAGGUCUUUGUUCGAGCUCUGUCUCGUAUGGCUAGCUGGUCGGCGUCUUUCUAUCCCCAACCCAUCCACAACUUCAAGCGGAAAUCCACGGCUGGCCUGGCGAUUGACUUUGCCGCGGUCAAUGUAUUGGGCUUCUUUUGCUAUGCAAUCUAUACUUCGGCUUUCCUCUAUUCGCCGGUGAUCCGGUCGCAGUAUGCAGCUCGAAAUCCAACCGCUACCGAGCCCACCGUUCGCUUUAAUGAUCUGGCCUUCGCGGUGCACGCGGUCGUCCUGAGUGCGAUUGUCUACACGCAAUUCUGGCCCGCGAUCUGGGGUCUAAAAGUUUCUCGCUUUCAGCAUAUCAGCAAGACGAUGGCCGGUCUAUUUUGGGGAUGCGUGUUGGCACCCUUGUUGGUGAUAUGGGUGGUGUUGGCACGUAGCCCCGACGGAGGAUACAGUCCAUCGUCUUGGGCUUGGAUUGAUGUGAUCUAUGCGUUUUCCUUCAAUAAAGUCGCCAUUACGGUGGUCAAGUAUGUGCCCCAGGCAUGGUUGAAUUACAAGCGAAAGUCCACCGUUGGCUGGAGUAUCGUGACCAUCCUGUUUGAUCUGACGGGCGGAGUCUUGUCUCUGAUCCAGCUCGUGUUGGACUCGAGCCUGCAGAAUGAUUGGAGCGGUAUCACAGGCAACCCCGUCAAAUUGCUUCUGGGCAACGUAACGAUCUUCUUUGAUUUGAUUUUUAUCAUCCAACACUAUGUUCUGUAUCGCGACGCGCCGGAUCCGAAGCUACCGACUGAUGAUGAUGAGAUCUCACCUCUCUUAAGUGGCUCCCAUGGGCGCGAACGAGUGUGA